Messenger RNA from Scatophagus argus, 1782 nucleotides. RefSeq lists its product as uncharacterized. The record is from RefSeq and is a predicted model, not a curated record. The transcript has 5 exons. The coding region runs from base 181 to 465 and encodes 94 amino acids. Gene Ontology annotation, cellular component: plasma membrane. Lineage: Eukaryota; Metazoa; Chordata; Actinopteri; Scatophagidae.
AUAACAAUAUAAUAAUAAUAAAUUAAUUAAAACGUAAUUUAGCUGUGACACGGAGAGUAAUGCCUGGUGUUAAUAGAGUUGGAGUGGUCCCAGCGGAUGAAUUUGUUGCUGAAAAUGACAAACUCAAAGCUAAAGCUUCACUCAUUUCUUUCCAGCUAAGUUUUUGUUGGUGUGUUGGACAUGUUCGGGGCGGUGCUGACCCUGCUGUCCCUGGCCUUCAUCCUGUUCACCUUCCCCCUCACUGGCUGGAUGUGUGCUAAGGUCAUCCAGGAGUAUGAGAGGGCUGUUAUCUUCAGACUGGGCCGCAUUCUUAAAGGACGAGCCAAAGGACCUGGUCUGUUCUGGUUCAUCCCCUGGCUGGAUGACAUCGACAAAGUGGACCUGCGGACGUCACACAGAGAAUGGAAAAGGUGCUGUAUGCCACAUCCAGACUGUGGGGGGUUCAGGUGCAGCGGGUGGAGCUAAAAGACCUCAUCCUCCCUGUCAGUCUGCAGUGCUGCAUGGCGUCAGAGGCUGAGGCUGCCAGGAGGGCCAGGGCUAAAGUAUCUAAACACACACACACACACACACACACACACACAGUGUACAAAUUAAAAACACACAGGGGUGUCUGAGCUCUUGCCAUCAGUUUCAGUUAAUCCCAGUGAACCUACAGACAAACUGUGUGUUUAUGUCUGUGCAGGUUGUCAGAAAUUUGGGUCAUGUGAUACAUGUCAUAUCCAGCAGGUUUGAAAGUAGUAGACUGUGGUGUGAUAUGCAUAGUGCUUUAAUAAUGCCAUGAAAACAUAUUGUGAGAUUUUUAUGGUUUGGAAUUAAACUUGACAUCAGCUCUAUGUCAGUGCUUCCCAGUUGUGGUUUUAUCCAAUCCACAAGCAUUAAAUGUGCAGAGCAGCUUCUCUAUAGAACUGCAAAAUGUAUCUGACUUCACAACUCACUUUAUUUGAUCAUAAGAAAUACCAACUGAAUUCACUAUUUUCAGGUUCCUCUGAUCAAACCACAUAUAUUACAAAAUUGACGCAGUGGUAAGAAUUUACUCAUGUACUGCACUGACUAGACAAAUUCACCUAUUACGUUGUGUAACGGAAACAUCACAGAUUAUGAUCAUGAAAGCAAAGAGCCUUUCAGGUAUUUUCUGCCAUCCUGUGACCUUAACGUGCCUCUCUCUGUGCGUAUGUGAGAUGAUUGUGGCUGAAGGAGAGCUAAAGGCGUCUCAUGCUUUAAAGGAGGCGGCGUCAGGACUUUCCCCAAUCGCUUUCCAGCUCAGAUACCUGCAGUCCUUAUCCUCGGUCCAGAGCAGCGCGUCCAUCGUGGUCUUCUCCCUUCCCACAGAGCUGCUCAACAGGUUCAUCUCCCAUCAGCCUUAGAUCUCCACAAGUCACUGGACCCAAAUGUUCCUGCAGAGAGAUAAAAAAGUAGGCUGAGCAGUCUAAUCCUGAGGAACAUCCAAUUUAUGAAGACAACAGUUCACUAGCUUAUUAAAUGUGUCUUUGGCCAAACGUUUGAAUUGUCUGUGGCUGUUAAGAUGAUUGUUAAUUUGUAUUGAUAAAUAUGUACCAUAGCACCAAACUACAAAACAGCUUCUUUCCUUAGGCUCUGUGACUUCUCAAAGUCUUCCUUCACAAGUUUGUGUUUUCAAGAUUUGUUAUUCAUUCAUUUAAUUUAAUUUUAAUUUGUGAGUAACAUAAAGGGAUUACAGCUGACAUUUGGCUUUACAAUCUUGUUUGGUAUAAUGACUAAUAAACUAAUCUUAUAUCUAUCUUUUUAAUAAAAUACAUUUUUAUA